Molecule: messenger RNA, 1164 nt
Organism: Hemisphaericaspora subhashii
Lineage: Eukaryota; Fungi; Ascomycota; Pichiomycetes; Serinales; Debaryomycetaceae
Exons: 1
Coding region: 1-1164 (387 amino acids)
Source: RefSeq, a predicted model, not a curated record
AUGGUACUUCUAACCGAUAUUAUCAGUCUGCAACAAUGUUUUAACAAUAUAUCCACUGGCAUACCAUCAUUAGAUCAAAUCUUCAUACAAAAUAUUCUGGGGAUUAAAAACAAAAUAUAUGAUUUCCAAUCAGCAUCAACUUGUAAUGCAAUGUAUAUUGUCAUUGGCUCAUUGAUUAUAUCCCAUUUGAAGAACAAUCAACCCGUUGUGAUUAUUAAUACUUUGAAUAAGUUCCCCUUGCAUUUUCUUACCUCACAUCCUGAAUUUGAAUCAAAAUGGGUGAAUGAGAAGCUUCUUGUUAUGUAUACUUGUGAUACAUUUGCCAAAUUAUAUUCAUGCUUUCUUUUCAAUCAUAAGACUAAUAUCAUUCAUAACAAUUCCAUAAUCAUCAUAAACGACUUUCAUGAAUUAAUAGAAUUAUAUAAACUAGAACUAUCCUCCGCCCAUGAAGAACUAAUCCUAAAACAUCAUAUCGACAUGAAUUCCACCCUCCUCCUAAAUAACACCACCACCACCACCACUAAAGAACCACUUCCAGAACUCCCACCCACAUCAGACCUUCUCAAAACCAGCCCCAUUGCUAAAUUCCACACCCAUCUCGAAUCAUUAUUUAACACACUCUUUCAAAUCUGUAUAUCCCAUAAUCUGAUGCUAUUCAUCCUUGGCCAUCUCGACACGAAAUAUCAAACAUAUAGAAUGAAAUCACAACCACAAAUGAAUUCCUCUCAAUUGUCAUAUGCCGAUAGGGGAAGAGUCGUACUUGCACCCCAUGUCUAUGAGAAAUUGUCUACAGUUUCCCGAAUCCUGUUUUGGCAUGAUUGGUAUCACCACACCCCUCACUUCCGGGAGAAUUUCCCGGCGGUAAGACAGGGACAUAAAGUGAGUAUUAAUGAGGGACAGCUUCGGCUUGUGUUUGGUGUUAGGGUUGAGCUGCAUGGUGGACGUGGAUAUGGGCCGGUUUAUUUUGAUGUGGAUGGAGAGUUUUAUCAUGAUGAUGAUGAUGAUAAGUAUGAGCAGAGGAAUGAGAAAUAUAGGUUGAUUGACUUGUCAAGAGUGAAUAAUAAUUACAGGAGAGAAGAAUUACUGACUAUUCCUUCAUCUCCUAUUAUGCAUGAAUCAACUGUUAUUGAUGUAAGUGUUACUGACGAAUCUUUCCAGAUUUGA